This is a messenger RNA of Fragaria vesca subsp. vesca, 1250 nucleotides long. RefSeq lists its product as uncharacterized. Gene Ontology annotation, cellular component: small ribosomal subunit; ribosome. Lineage: Eukaryota; Viridiplantae; Streptophyta; Magnoliopsida; Rosales; Rosaceae. The record is from RefSeq and is a predicted model, not a curated record. Gene Ontology annotation, molecular function: structural constituent of ribosome. Gene Ontology annotation, biological process: translation. Bases 39 to 965 code for a protein of 308 amino acids. The transcript is spliced from 7 exons.
AGUCGUCAGUCUCACACUAACUGCAACUUCCGGUGGCCAUGUAUCGAAUCGCUUCAAACUUAGCUUCCUCCUUGGCCUCCUCUACUUCCAAGAAGCUGGUCUGCGGUAGGGUUGUAUGCAAUAGGAGCUAUGCGGCCCAAGAUCUCACCUUGGAGAUUGGGCCACGCGCCGCCUUGUUUGAGGCUGCCAGGUUCACCGUGGCCGCUCUGGUGCAACGCGUCUCUGAGCUCGGGGAGGCCUUCAGAGUUACGACGGGGUCAAAGAAUGUGAGCGAAAGACUUGCGGAACAGGUCGUCACAGCUGAUGCAGGUACAACUUCUGCAGCUGUCUUGACCCAGGCAACACUCACAGAAGGUUGCCACUCCGUAGGUGCUCAGGUUCCCUCUAUUUUUGCAAAUGGUCAACAAGAGAUUGAAGAGAUCUUAGCAAGGCCAUCGGAGAACUUUGAAAAGAAAGGACAUGUUUCUUCCCUCAAAGAUACCGGUAUUGGGGAAAAUAGGAGAGCCAGUUUAGAUGAUCUAGCCACCCUCACUGGGCGAGAGGUUAUAAGUGCAGAUAACAGUUUCAUUAUCGACAGACUGCUCAUGUCACCCACAUUAAAUCAAUUGAUUCGUCAUAAUAGAACUGAGAAAAGUCGCACGAACCGUAAUCGAGCUUUGGAUAAAUGCCCCCAAAAGCAAGGAGUAUGCCUGCGAGUUUUUACAAGAACACCCAAGAAGCCAAAUUCAGCUCUCCGUAAGGUGGCCAAAGUAAGGCUGAGCAAUCGAAAUGAUGUAUUUUCUUACAUUCCAGGUGAAGGUCAUAAUUUGCAGGAACAUUCUAUGGUCUUAAUAAGAGGGGGCAGAGUGAAAGAUUUGCCUGGUGUGAAAUUCCACUGUAUCAGAGGAGUUAAGGAUUUGCUUGGACUUCCAAACCGAAGAAGAGGCCGAUCAAAAUAUGGUGCAGAAAAGCCAAAGAGCGCCUGAAAACAGCCUCUGCUUUUCCCUUUCGUAUUUGAUGGUGUUGCUAAAGUCACUCAAUACUAUAAGAAAGCUGGUGAAAUUUGGAAAAUGGAGAUUUGUUGUGAUAGGAAUAACAAUGUGCUAUUCUUUUCAAAAGUUUGGAACAGUGAAUUUGGAAUCUUUGAGUAGUACGAGGUUCAAACGAUAAAUUUUGUGUAGGAAUUCUUCUUGUUUUGUAUGGUUAAUGUAGUUGCAAUGAUACCAUUUCUCUGUUGAUAUUCACCGCAGUCUAAGUCGCUUACAUUGUUU